Messenger RNA from Neofelis nebulosa (Clouded leopard), 1537 nucleotides. Its product is annotated as golgin subfamily A member 7-like. Lineage: Eukaryota; Metazoa; Chordata; Mammalia; Carnivora; Felidae. Bases 272 to 745 code for a protein of 157 amino acids. Gene Ontology annotation, cellular component: Golgi stack; palmitoyltransferase complex. The transcript is spliced from 3 exons. Gene Ontology annotation, biological process: protein targeting to membrane; peptidyl-L-cysteine S-palmitoylation; Golgi to plasma membrane protein transport. The record is from RefSeq and is a predicted model, not a curated record.
CAACAUGGGAGUGAAGAAGACCCAUAUUUCUUCCAGUCCUAAGGUACACGGUGUUUGAGGAAAAAAAAAGCCUCCACUGGAGAGGACUUCAAGGAGCAGAGCAUGUGUCUGUACAUGGCACAAUUCCUGGCACAUGGUAUAAUCUCAAUCAACAUUGUUCUAAGAAUGGAUGAAGAGAUGAGUAAACUAAUUCCUAGAAACACACAAACUACCAAAUAUGACUCAAUAAAUAUAAAAUCUAAACAGACAGGGGCAUGUUUGGUCUCUUUAAAUGCACUAUACCUCGGUAGGCGGAAGGCAGAGGAGGCGGCAUGCCCAUCCUGUUCUCACCAUAAGGCCGCAGCAGGUGUCAGUGUCCAAGAAGGUAUUCAUUCAGCGAGACUACAGCAGUGGCACACACUGCCAGUUCCAGACCAAGUUGCCUGUGGAGCUGGAGAACCUGACUGAUAGGCAGCAGUUUGAAGAAACAGUUGGAACUCUAAAUAACCUUUAUGCAGAAGCAGAGAAGCUUGGGAGUCAAUCAUAUCUUGAAGGCUGUUUGGCUUGCUUAACAGCCUACACCAUCUUCUUAUGCAUGGAAACUCAUUAUGAGAAGGUUGUGAAGAAAGUGUCCAAAUACAUUCAAGAGCAGAAUGAGAAGAUAUAUGCUCCCCAAGGCCUCCUCCUGACAGAUCACAUUGAGAGAGGACUUCGAGUUAUUGAAAUCACCAUUUAUGAAGACAGAGGCAUGAGCAGUCGGAGAUAAACCAUCGAAUUAAAGAUCUCUCCUCCAGCUGGGACCCUCAUCUAUCCACUGGCCGAUCGCAGAGUGUCCCCUACCUCCUCUCCAGAGCAUCAUUCCUUUGUAUCUGCUGCCAUAGCCACGGUGCCAUUUACUCCAAGGACUAACUUUCUAAAAUUCCACACCUGGAGUGACCUCUGGUCACUCAGCAUCCACUUUGUGUCUCCAAAUUGUGUAGGACUCUGUAAUCUCUUGAUUAGUUUCUGAGAAAACACAAUGAAACAUUUCACUUUUUUUAUUCAAAGCCGUUAAUAAAAUAAGCCAUUAGUCAGCUCAAAACAAAAUUCAUUUCUUACCUGCCACCAGGACAGUGGUUCUCUCAUUCCUGGGGCCAGCUUCCCAGGUGGCUUGAGACUUCAGUGAGUCCCGUCUUAACCAGUGUUCAGUGUUAUUUCCCCCAAAUUCAGAAAAUGCUUUUCUCCGGGAUUUUGGUGAAAGGUAGGCCAUGUCUGUGGUUUUGCUAACACAUCUCCCAGAUCUACCAGUUUUUCCAUGGCCAAAAUCUUAAAGAUUUAUUUCUGCUGUUCAGUUUCUCCAACUGAAGCUCAUUGGAAAAAUAAUGUAUAAUGUUACUUGUUUUAUUAUAACAGUUAUUCCUAAUUAAAACAGUAUUUAAUGCAAUUUCAAGUUAUUUUUCUUUGGAGAAUUUUUUUAUUGCAUUACCUUGAAUGUUGGGAAGAUGUAGUAUGUGUUGUGUGUUCCUUACAAAAAUAAGUAAGCACAAUAAAGUGGAUGCUAAACCAUCAAACACAUAAA